GCUGCAGCAUUUCUCCUCUGAGAGUAAUUCCUGUUUCUGUCAUGGGGAAUAAACCAUCUCCACCACCUUCUCCACCUCCACCACCUUCUCCACUUUUAGGAACUCCAUGGAGAGACAUAAGUUGGGGAAACAAUAGAGAUUCUCUUCAGUACUUGAAGAAUUUUCAGCCUCAAAAUGAGGAGGCAACAAUCAGAGUCCUGCUCCACGGCCCAGUUGGUGCGGGGAAGUCCAGCUUCAUCAACUCUGUCAACAACGUCCUGCAGGGCAGAAUGACCACUGAAGCUCUGGCCAGUGCGACAACCUCUGAUCAAAGUUUCACCUUGAAGUAUCAAACCCAUAAAAUCAAGAAAGAAGUCAGGGGAAACUUUUAUCCCUUUGUGUUCAAUGACAUCAUGGGUCUGGAGGGCGGAAAUGGAAGAGGAGUCAGAACAGAAGACAUCAUUCUGGCCUUGAAGGGUCACGUGAAGGAUGGAUAUAAGUUCAAUCCUGUAUCUUCCCUGUCUGAUGAUGAUUAUCACUACAACUCUUCCCCGUCCAUCAGUGACAGAGUUCAUGUUCUGGUCUGCAUCUAUGAUGCUAAUGCACCACAAAUGAAUUCCUCAGUUUUAGAGAAAAUGAGGGAAAUCAGAGAAGCAGCCAGUGAGCUGGGAAUCCCUCAGCUGGCAAUUCUCACCCACAUUGACUCAGCCUGUGGGGAAACAGAGAAAACUCUGAGAAACGUCUACAAGAGCAAACAUUUAAAGAAAAAGAUGGGCGACUUCAGCUCCAGUCUGGGGAUCCCAAUGAACUGCAUCUUCCCAGUGAAGAACUACAGUGAUGAAACUCAGAUUAAUUCAGACGUCGACACUCUGAUCCUGAGUGCAUUGAGGCUGAUGAUCGACUUUGGAGACGACUACACAGAGAAACUGUGAAUCCACAGAAUGGUUUGUGGGGAUAUGCAUGAAAAUCUCAGCAGUAAUAUUGUUUAUAUCAUCAUAUAUAGUUGUUGAGGAGAGCUUAGCGGUUGACCAGCAACCAAAUAUGAAGUUUUCUGACCUUUGACCCAGAUGUUUCCUGCUUGUCUCUCUCAGCACUUUUCUGAUAAAAUAAACCUUUCAAUGAAAUAAGGAAUACCCGUAAUUUCCGGACUAUAAGCCGCGACUUUUGUCUCACGCUUUCGACCCUGCGGCUUAUACAACGAUGCGGCUUAUUUAUGAA
Gambusia affinis (western mosquitofish) is the source of this 1197-nucleotide messenger RNA. RefSeq names its product interferon-induced protein 44-like. The transcript has 10 exons. The coding region runs from base 42 to 911 and encodes 289 amino acids. Lineage: Eukaryota; Metazoa; Chordata; Actinopteri; Cyprinodontiformes; Poeciliidae. The record is from RefSeq and is a predicted model, not a curated record.